GCGUUGCUGGCCUCUGAGGUUGCUGCAGAAGGAGAAGGCGUAGACGUCUGACUGGAGCCGCGGCGUCUUACCUUUCAGCGGUGUGGUCCUGCGCUCCGAACCUGUCGCGGGCUUCUGGGCUGCGGGGCCUGGAAGGAGGCGUGUCGAGGCAGCUCGAGAGCGACCCGGGGGCGCCUCGGCGUUCCCCUUGUCAUCCCACUCUGCGCCAUGUCGUGGAUGUACAGGAGGGAGCCUUUUUGGAAGUACUUGCAGACUGUUCAGUAUGCAGCCCAUGCAAAUUUUCCACGCCACUCAUAUCCAACUUUUUUCCCACACUUUGAAUUCCAAGAUAUUAUUCCUCCAGAUGACUUCCUAACUAGUGAUGAAGAGCUAGAUUCAGUUUUAUUUGGAACUUUGAGAUGUCGUGUGGUUGGACUGCGCUAUUACACAGGAGUAGUUAAUAAUAAUGAAAUGGUUGCAUUACAACGAGAGCCUAAUAACUCCUAUGAUAAAAAUGCAAUUAAAGUAAACAAUGUGAAUGGAAAUCAAGUUGGCUAUUUAAAGAAAGAUCAUGCAGCUGCUUUGGCCUAUAUCAUGGACAAUAAGUUGGCACAAAUUGAAGGGGUAGUUCCUUUUGGUGCAAACAAUGCUUUUACCAUGCCUCUGCAUAUGACUUUUUGGGGAAAAGAAGAAAAUAGAAAAGCGGUUUUAGAUCAUUUGAAGAAACAUGGAUUGAAAUUGGGUUCUGCACCAAAAAGAUACAGUUUGGAAAGUGGUUGGGGCUCUGGAAGAGCUGGACCAAGCUAUAGUAUGCCAGGACAUGCGGCAGUACAGAUGACAACUGAACAGCUUAAAACAGAAUUUGACAAAUUGUUUGAAGAUUUAAAAGAAGAUGAUAAAACUCAUGAAAUGGAACCAGCUGAGGCUAUUGAAACACCAUUGCUUCCACAUCAAAAACAAGCUCUAGCUUGGAUGGUUUCACGAGAAAACAGUAAAGAACUUCCACCAUUCUGGGAACAGCGAAAUGACUUAUAUUAUAAUACAAUAACAAAUUUUUCUGAGAAGGACCGACCAGAAAAUGUCCAUGGAGGGAUUUUAGCUGAUGAUAUGGGUUUGGGUAAAACUCUCACGGCCAUUGCAGUAAUUCUUACCAACUUCCAUGAUGGCAAACCUCUUCCUAUUGAAAGACUAAAAAAGAAUCUACUGAAGAAGGAAUGUAAUUCUAAUGACAAAUCUGUGAAACUUGGAGGAAGCAUUACCAGUGAAAAGGCAGACGGACUAAGCAAAGGAUCUAGUGAAGAACCCAGUAUUUCACAUGUCAAGAAGAAGAAUAAGUAUCCCAUGUCAGAAUUGUCUAGCUCCCGCCCCAAAAGAAGAAAAACUGCUGUCCAGUACAUUGAAAGUAGUGAUUCAGAGGAAAUUGAAACAAAGGAAUUGCCACAGAAAAUGAAAGGCAAACUGAAAAAUGUACAAUCAGAGACUAAAAGCAGGGUAAAAGCAGGAUCUUCUAAAGUUCAAGAAGAUGGGAUGCUUGCGUGUGCACUUACAUCAUCUACCCCUACAACAAAAAGGAAAAUGUUGAAAAAGGGAGCAUCUGCAGCAGAAGGUUCAAAGAAGACUGAUGCUGAACGGAGACCAAGAACAACACUGAUCAUCUGUCCACUCUCUGUAUUAAGCAACUGGAUUGACCAGUUUGGACAACAUAUAAAAUCAGAUGUUCACUUGAAUUUUUAUGUUUAUUAUGGUCCUGAUCGUAUUAGAGACCCAGCCUUACUCUCAAAACAGGAUAUUGUUUUGACUACAUACAAUAUUUUAACUCAUGACUAUGGAACUAAAGGUAAUAGUCCAUUACAUAGCAUAAGGUGGCUAAGAGUGAUCCUGGAUGAAGGACAUGCCAUACGAAAUCCAAAUGCUCAGCAGACAAAAGCUGUACUUGAUUUAGAAGCAGAAAGAAGAUGGGUAUUAACAGGUACUCCAAUUCAGAAUUCUUUAAAGGAUUUGUGGUCUCUUCUUUCCUUUUUAAAACUUAAACCAUUUCUUGAUAGAGAAUGGUGGCAUAGGACAAUACAGCGUCCUGUCACAAUGGGAGAUGAAGGAGGACUUAGGCGUUUACAGUGCCUAAUUAAAAAUAUUACACUUAGAAGAACAAAGACAAGCAAAAUUAAAGGAAAACCUGUUUUGGAGUUACCAGAACGUAAAGUAUUUAUUCAGCACAUUACGCUUUCAGAUGAAGAGAGAAAGAUUUAUCAGUCUGUGAAAAAUGAAGGCAGAGCUACUAUUGGAAGGUAUUUUAAUGAAGGGACUGUCCUUGCACACUAUGCAGAUGUGCUGGGUCUUUUGCUUAGAUUGCGGCAGAUUUGUUGUCAUACUCGUCUCCUUACAAAUGCAGUGCCUUCUAGUGGUCCCUUAGCCUUUUCUUUAGGAAAUGAUACACCUGAAGAACUGAGAAAGAAGUUAAUAAGGAAGAUGAAGUUAAUUCUGAGCUCAGGUUCAGAUGAAGAAUGUGCAAUUUGCUUUGAUUCUUUAACAGUUCCUGUGAUAACACAUUGUGCACAUGUAUUUUGUAAACCCUGUAUUUGCCAAGUCAUUCAGAAUGAGCAGCCACAUGCUAAAUGCCCUUUAUGCAGAAAUGAAAUACAUAGAGACAAUUUAUUAGAAUGUACUCCAGAAGAAUUGGCAUAUGAUGGUGAGAAAAAGUCUAAUAUGGAAUGGACAUCCAGUUCAAAGAUUAAUGCUCUAAUGCAUGCAUUGAUUGACUUAAGAAAAAAGAAUCCCAACACAAAAAGUUUAGUUGUUUCUCAAUUUACAACAUUCCUGUCUUUAAUAGAAACACCACUUAAAGCCUCUGGAUUUGUGUUUACUCGUUUAGAUGGUUCCAUGGCCCAAAAGGAAAGAGUUGAAUCAAUUCAGUGUUUCCAAAACACUGAAGUAGGAUCUCCAACUAUAAUGCUUCUGUCCUUAAAAGCAGGUGGAGUUGGUUUGAAUCUUUCUGCAGCUUCUCGAGUGUUUUUAAUGGAUCCAGCCUGGAAUCCCGCUGCUGAAGAUCAGUGCUUUGACAGAUGCCAUAGACUUGGCCAGAAGCAAGAAGUUAUCAUAACAAAAUUCAUUGUGAAGGACUCCGUGGAAGAAAAUAUGAUGAAAAUACAAAACAGAAAGAGAGAACUUGCAGCAGGAGCCUUUGGAACUAAAAAAACAAAUGCUAAUGAGAUGAAACAAGCUAAAAUUAAUGAAAUCAGAACUUUAAUUGAUUUAUAAUUUGUGGGACAGUAAGGUCAGUUUGAUCAAAUACAUAUGUUUUAAAUAUGAUAAAAGUACAGAGUUUUAGAAAUGAGAAAGAAUAUGUCUUCUGAAAGGGGCAUAUUGUUUUAUAUUAGCAAAGAGGUAUUACUGACACAUAAUCUUUUAUAUAUGAACCUAUUUUUAAUGAUACUUCCAAUAGCAAUAAGUUCCAUUAUAUACUAUGGCUUAAAAUAAUUUUUUGAGAAAAAAAGUUACUUUGUUAUUUAACUUUUCAUAGUAUCUAUGCUGAGUAUUUUCAUAUGUCUUCUAAGUACUCAGCUUUUUCAUAUUUCAGAUAAGGACUUUUAACCAAAUAGUUAUUUUCUAUGUUGGACACAUUUAUUCAAUACAGCCUCUGAUUUGUGAUGCAGUGGAUUCACAGUUCUUGUAAACAAUAUACAUAUAAAUAAGAGAUCGAUUUUAUUGGACUUUCAAAAACCAUAUUUACAUUCCAGAACCAAACCUUAAAUGAGAGACCAAAGUCCAGAUUCUCAAGUUACUUUCAGUUUUUUUUUCAAACAGCUACAUUGAGAUAUAAUUCACAUAAGUGACUUGCAAUUUUAUGUUUAUAAAAAAAUUAGAGAUUAUGUUAAAGCACUAUUUUCUCCAUUUUUUUAGUCAAGUGGUACUACCAUUCAUUGUUUAAAUGUAAUUUGAUGUGUUUAGGGUGUAAAUAUAGUCUGGGGGUGGGUGAGAGGAAUCCAAUUCUAGCCAAUUUGAAUAUUUAAAUUAUGGAAUUGCUAAAUAAAUUCUAUAAAUAAUUUUUAUUUAUGUAGUUUUUUUGGAAAUAACUUUAUACAUUUUUAUAAUUCAGAAGACUACUAUAUGUGAGAGGCGUCAUAAUCUGGAUGGAAGUUGGGCUGGAUGACAUCCAAAGUCGUUUCCACUCUUAAAGACAACUUAAUCUUGAAUGUAAAAGUUUCUUUGUUAAUGUGUGUUUAGAUUCAGAAUUUGAUUUUGGAACUUCAGUAACUCAUCCUUACAUCUAUCUGUAGGAUAAGUUAUCUUUUUCAUCUUUUUCUUUUUUGUUAAUAAGAAGACUCACAGUAGUUGCCACAGAAUUCUGGAUGACUUUUUGAGUCAUAUUGAAAAUGAAUAAGCUAGAAAUGCAUCAGUCAGGUUAGGUAGUCAGUGGUUUUAUUUCAUGAAGAAAAACUUUGUUUUUUAAUCCAAAGAAAGAUUAGUUAUUGUAAUAAGAGAAGCUUCAUGUUUGAUGAUACAGAUUUAAGAAUACCUUAGAUAAAUCUUGACUGAAAGAUGAGAUUGGAGGUAACUGCUGUUACAGGGCACACAUCUAACGUAUGUGCUAAAUCUCUUACCAGCUAAGUCCUCCCCUCCCUGUGAUUAAUCCCUUGCUCAAAGGGGACAGUGGAUUAGUCAGAAUCUUUCCAGUCCCUUUUCUCAGCAGUAGCAGAGGGAUGAUAUUCAUUAAGACCAAGACCUUUCUGUAGGGAUAAGAGUGGAAUAAUUUGGGGUUGGUCUGCUAGCAUUAGGAGCAAUAGAAAAGUUCUUUACUUGUAGUCCAGCUUACAGACACAGAAAAAAUCAGAUUGAUCAGAAUAUGGGUUCUUCAUAUACCAGUACUCUAGUGAGAUUAAGUUAUAAACAGUUUUUUGGCAAAAAACACCACAAUCUACUCUUCUGCUUACAGAGGCAAAGCCUUACAAACUUACUAUAGAAGACGAAGGAAGACACUUUGCUUCUUUAUCCAGACAUUUACAGAGUUGUGUUUUUAAACACAUUCAUAAGUUUGCCAAGUCAUUUAAAAAAUAGCUUUGUUUUGUACAGUUUUAUUAGAUAUUGUUAAAUAAAAAAUUUAAUUUUUCUUAAGAAAAUGUAUAAACCACUGGAAUGAAAACUUUACAUUAUGCUAUACUGUUAACUACUAGUAAUGCUGUUUUAUUAGUACAUAGAAUAAUAGCUUUAGAAAUAUAUUGAUGACAUUGUAUUCCCACUUGUGAUUCAAACUGAAUUUUGUGGUUCAAACUGGAUUUUGUUUUAAAAUGAAUAAAAAUUUCAAAAGUU
Microcebus murinus (gray mouse lemur) is the source of this 5283-nucleotide messenger RNA. RefSeq names its product helicase like transcription factor (gene HLTF). Gene Ontology annotation, molecular function: nucleic acid binding; ATP binding; hydrolase activity, acting on acid anhydrides, in phosphorus-containing anhydrides. Gene Ontology annotation, cellular component: nucleus. Gene Ontology annotation, biological process: DNA repair. Lineage: Eukaryota; Metazoa; Chordata; Mammalia; Primates; Cheirogaleidae. The record is from RefSeq and is a predicted model, not a curated record.